Acanthopagrus latus (yellowfin seabream) is the source of this 3088-nucleotide messenger RNA. Its product is annotated as putative bifunctional UDP-N-acetylglucosamine transferase and deubiquitinase ALG13. The coding region runs from base 157 to 2418 and encodes 753 amino acids. The transcript has 23 exons. Gene Ontology annotation, biological process: protein deubiquitination. The record is from RefSeq and is a predicted model, not a curated record. NCBI's taxonomy places the organism in Eukaryota, Metazoa, Chordata, Actinopteri, Spariformes, Sparidae. Gene Ontology annotation, molecular function: cysteine-type deubiquitinase activity.
ACCAGUCCAAUCAGUAACCAGCAUUGCUGACAUAUUUCAGAUGACAGUGAUCUAUCGUGACCAUUCCAGUGGACGGCGACUCGAGCUGUGGCGCGUGAACUGGAGCGAGUUUACCGACGUUACCGUGAAUGUUGCUGUGUGUUUACCGGCGGCAGGAUGAAGAAAGCCCUCAAUAAGUUCUACGUCGACAUGGACAAGUACCUGUACAGUCUGGGCCUCUACAGGAAGAUGGUGGCCCGGGACGCGUGCAGUCUGUUCCGAGCCGUGUCUGAGCGGUUGUAUUACUCUCAGAACUACCACCGGAGGGUCCGUCAGCACUGCGCUAACUUCAUGAGAGCCAACAGAUGUAAAUUUGAGCUGUUUGUUGAAGGUUCCUUUGAAAAGCAUCUGGGACGUGUGGAGAACCCGAACGAGACGGUGGGUCAGGUGGAGAUCAAAGCUUUAUCUCAGCUGUACAGGUGUUGUUUCCUGAUCUACGAUUACCCGGGGAUUCCAGCCAAAGUGAUCUCAGAGGACAACUUCGUAGUUGAGGUGAUGCUGUCCCACUCCAUCAAUGGUCACUAUGACAUCAUUUACCCAAGGACUUACCACGCCUCUGCCGCCCUCCGUCAGUCUCUCCUGUAUGAGCUGUUCUACACUCGGGUGUUUUUGUCAGAAGAGACGGAGCUCUGUCAGGCGAUGGAGGCCUGCAGAGUUGGAGGUCAGCGCUAUAGACACAGCACACCUGAGGAUCAAGCUCACAGCAGGGAGGAUGUGGAGUCCGGGGGAGCUGCUGAAGAGACGCGAGGAGCUGUGACAGAGGGGGCAAAGUGUCCACUAGAAGCCCCGCCCCGCGCCAGACUGUCUCUUUCAUAUAAGGUGAUGAGGUCUCUGGACGCAGAGUAUUACAGAGAUGUGGAGUUUAACAUCCGGCUGGAUACCUGCGAAGAGAUGCAGAAGACAGACUACAAGUUGUUUGCAGGAAGGCAGUACCUCCUGGGAGACAAUUGUCAGGUGCAUUUGGAGGCAAUAGGGAAGUACUCCAACGCUUUCAAUCAGGAAGUAGAAACAGACUCCACGGCCGUCACCCUCAUCAUCGAGGAACUCAGAAAAAAACACCCGGACCUGAAACCAGUGAAUCCAGUUCCUGCCUGGAAUGUUGCUGCUCCUACCAGAACAGGAGACCUUGACUUGGACUCUCGUGGUGGGCGUCAUCAUCGCCAGUGCAACUUCAGGAAGUUUCAUGGUAGCAGUGGAGGGCCGGGUACGGAGAUUCUGAUGCCACCACCAUCCCACAAUGCAGGCCCAGCCCCCUCUGCACUACCCCCCCGCUUCCAGCCAGCUGGUCACCCCCACCCGCAAACCCCGCCGUUCCCAGGAGCCAUGGCCUACCACCCCUCUGCUCCCCCACACCACCACCCCAUAGCCAGACCUCCUCGCUAUGGAGCUUCCAGCCAUCAUCUGAUUGGUCCACAGUUGACCUACUUCCACCCUGGCAGUCGAUAUCAUCACAACUACGAGAACUACACCUUCGGGUUAGGACGCCUGUUCCCCCCAACGGACCUGAAUCCAGUUCCUGCCUGGAAUGUUGCUGCUCCUACCAGAAAUGGAGACCUUGACUUGGACUCUCGUGGUGGGCGUCAUCACCACCAUUGCAACUUCAGGAAGAUUCAUGGUGGCAAUGGAGGGCCGGGGACAGAGCUUCUGAUGCCACCACCAUCCUACUAUGGAGGCCCAGCCCCCUCUGCACUACCCCCCCGCGUGCAGCAAGUGGGUCACCCUCACCCGCCUCCCCCGCCGGGCCCAGGAGCCAUGGCCCACGACCCCUCUGCUCCCCCACACCACCACCCCAUAGCCAGAACUCCUGACUAUGAUGCCUCCAGGUGGGACUUGUUGUCCUGGAUGUUCAACAGACUCCUGUUCCCCCCAACGGACCUGAAUCCAGUUCCUGCCUGGAAUGUUGCUGCUCCUACCAGAAAUGGAGACCUUGACUUGGACUCUUGUGGUGGGCGUCAUCACCGCCAUUGCAACUUCAGGAAGAUUCAUGGUAGCAGUGGAGGGCCGGGGACAGAGCUUCUGAUGCCACCACCAUCCUACUAUGGAGGCCCAGCCCCCUCUGCACUACCCCCCCGCUUCCAGCCAGCUGGUCACCCCCACCAGCAAACCCCGCCGUUCCCAGGAGCCAUGGCCUACCACCCCUCUGCUCCCCCACACCACCACCCCAUAGCCAGACCUCCUCGCUAUGGAGCUUCCAGGUGGGACUUGUUGUCCUGGAUGUUCAACAGUCGAAGUUGCCAUCAGCUGGCUGCUCUUAAUAAAGAGUGUCAGUUUGGUUUCUCAGAGCCGAUGGAGGACCUAUCUGAUAUGGACCCAGCCAUCGUGUGCUACCAGCUUGAGGGCGGGGACACCGUGUUCCCUCUACUGCCGAAGAAACAUUAAAGAUGGAGUCACAAAGGAGGACAAGGAGAUCCAGCUGCUACCCUGCAGAAGUUCGAAUGUUCUUGAUGCAUAAGAAAAAAACAUUGUUUUAGUUUACAGUUCUGUUCCAGAUAUUCAAAUAAAGAUAAGUUCUAAAGCCCUCCAGCCCUGACAGCUAAAUCUUUUGGUUAUACUGAUGAUGGAAGAUUCUGUACUGUGAUGGAGAGGUACUGAUAUCUUCGGAGCCCCCUUGUAGUGCAGGUCAAAUUGAUCCAGAGACCAUAUGAAGGACCAUGCCCUAUCUGGUGCCCCAGGGUUCCUGUUGUCCUUGCUGAGUUCAUCUGGCUGGAUUGGCAAAAGUAUAGGCCCCAGGGCAGUGGCACAGUUCAAGAAGUGCCAAUGAGACUGAACCAAGAGCCUGCUACAAUAGGGGGGAAUUGGGGUUAUUGAGUUUAGUUCAUUAGUAGUUAAUGUAUUAAUGCGUUGUGUCAUUCCUCUUGUGUGUCUUUGGCCUGAUCAGCCACUAUUGAACCCCCCUGUGUUCUUUAUUUGUUAGGUUGGUCACAAAGGAGGUUGAUGACAUGCAUGAAGAUGCAUAGAAAAUUCUUGAAGUCAUAAUGUUUUUGAGAAAGAAACCAAUUGGUUGUGUAUAGUUCAGUUCUACAUGUUCAAUUAAAACUAAAACAUUUCA